CAAAUAUGAUUUUGAAACUAGAUCUUGUUUUUCUGGUGUGUUUGGAUAUUCCAUGUUUGUUUUGGUGGGAGAAUUGAGCUCCGAUGAUGCCAUGUAGUCUUGGGUUCUGUUGCUUGGGUUCCUGCGCUUGCCUCUCGCCAUCAAAUUAUCUCUAGUGUUACUUUGUUCUGCUAUUCCUGACAGUGGCUAGACUGUCUUAUAGGCCUGUGUGUCAGGAGUGCUGUAGACCUGUUUUCCUGUUUUCUUUCAGCCAGUUAUGGGGACAGAGUGUUCUGCUUUCGGGCGUGUAGUUUUUCCUCUCUAUAGGUCUUCAGCUGUUCCUGUGGGCCUGUGUCUUGAGUUCACCAGGCAGGUCACUUGCAGCAGAAAAGUUGGUCUUACCUGUGGUCCCGAGGCUCAAGUUCGCUCGAGGGGUGCUGCCCAAGAGCUCUCUGCAGAGGCAGCAACCAGGAAGAUCCGCGCCGCCCUUUCCUGGAGCUUCCGUGCACCAGGGUUCCAGAUGUCGUUUGGUGUUUUCCUCUGGCGUCCGAGAUGUGUGUGCAGAGUGCAGUCUCUUCUGGUUUCCCAGGCAUGUCUGCCUCUCUGAAGGUUUAGCUCUCCCUCCCACGGGAUUUGGGUGCAGAGAACUGUUUAUCCGGUCUGUUUCCUUCAGGUUCCGGCGGUGUCUCCCAUGAUGUCUCUUAUGUGCAUGGAGGAUGGGGAUUGUGAGGGCAAAUGAAUGAGGUUUCCUUGUAAGGAAUUAGUCCCAGACAGAACUCAGGUUGUCAUGUCUGUCCAGCAAGUGCGUUUACCCACUAAGCCAUCUUGCCAACCCCGCCCCCCCAGUAGUAUUUGAUUGACCUGCCAGUGACUGCAUGUAGCAAAAGUUUACAGGUGACUAGUGGGAAACAGAGUAUUAUUUAACAUUUUUAUUUUCUAGGAAUGGUAUUAAAAUUGGUAGGUUCAGAGGGAGCCAUAUUGUCAGUAUCUGAUAAUAUCACUUGUUUGUUUAUUAAGUGGGAGUUUAAAUGUGACCAUGGUCUUUUGUAAAUAGGAGGCCAUUAUGUUGUUGUCUGGGGUGUGGAGUGGAAAUUGAUGGUUGUGUCAUGUGAUGUAGACUCACGUGGUGUCUUGCUAAGGCAAGACCUGUGGGAAGACAUGUGAUAUUUGGAGAGAGUAUAAAUAGGACUCAACAGACAGUGAUGGGACCCUUGCUUGGCUAACUCUGCAACGCUUUGUUGGUCUGGAGUCUUUGCUGAUCUUUGAUUAGUUGAGAAAGGCAUGGCAGAGAACGUCCCCUGGCAUCCUGGCUGGUCCUGGUUGUUUUCGCUGACUUGGAUUCCAGCGGAAGCCUGGAGGUUUCUGCUGGAUUGUGCCACUGCUGCUGAUUAGUGUUUGGUAUCCUGACAGUAAUGAACUGGACUGCUGAUAUCCUAACAACAGAGACUGGAGUCCACCCCACCACCACCACCACACACACCAAACUACUUCUAAACAGGUCCACAUCUCCUUGUUUACUAUCUUUUCUCUCCUACCUUUAAAUGUUGGUCUAGAAAUGGGGGGGGGGGAGGAUCAAAGCAUUUAAAACUCUUAUUAAAAAUAGUUUGGUUUUUUUUUUAAAAAACUAAGCCUCUAGGGGUGAAUUUCUAAUACUUAUACAUAUAGACUCAGAAGCAAAUAAAUAUUACUCUUCACAAAAGAACACAGGACCUUCUUACGACAGGUCUUUCUGUUGGUUGAAUUAGAUGCAUGAUGUCUAUUGUUACCACAUUACUUGCUAUUCAAUAUUCCAAGUUGUCAUCUCUCCAUAUCUUUUGGGUAAGAUUCAGAUUUCCUUACAGGUAGGCACAAGCUCUUGCACUUUCACUGUCACUGAAGAAACUAGGGCAGACAGCACAUCAUCUCCCCACCACAGGCCUUGCUUUGGCUGUUUGUCUAAGGCUGGCAUCCAGAUCCUAGGCCUCUGAUGGCUCCGUCAGGUAAUUCCACUGGCUCCUGGAUGUCAGUGGCCACAUCACCCUCUGCCACUUGCUCGCUCUGCAGUGGUUGAGGGACACUGGCAGUAUAAAGAGAAGUCAAAGCUCAAAGGGCGCUUUUCCAAGUGAGGUUAAGGAAACACCUUGGAUGUUCGGACUUAAGCGCUGUUCAGCAAAACUCUUUCCUUGGGCAUGAACCUAGUCUUUACCACAUGGCUCAUUGUUCAAGAUCAAUUGCAAGGGGCUUUGUUAGUCUUAUCAACUCGCCAUUGACGCACAGCCCAGCUAGACGUCAGCCUGGAUCCUAAGAGUCCAUCUCUAAUACCAGAACAAUACUUCAGCCAGCAUUAGUCUUUGUGGUCUGUGUCGAUACAGGCAUCAGGCAGAAGAGACGCUUAUGUGAAGCACGAGUUCUCUGGACAACGCGUUUCUCAAAGAGCCUACGCAUUCAGAAAGGCCUGGUGCUUCCUCACAAGAAUGAAACUCAGAUAUGAACAUCAUGAAGUCAUUAAUAAAGAUUCAAACAGGCAGAUGACUUAUCAAGGCAGGGAAGGCAUGAUAGGCCUUACAUCAAGUCAUAGGUAAAAUAACAUUUUUUAAUGCUUCGGUUGCAAAAGACUAAUCAUCUAGAUGUUUUAAAUUUGUGGCAUCCCAUAUGUUGACCUUUCUGGAUUGCUAGUUUUAUAAUGCCAGUAUAGUCCUGUUUGUGUCUAACACAAUGCAGCUCAUCAUUUGAAAAAUUUAUUUGAUAUUUUUAUGUGUGUGUGUGUGUGUGUGUGUGUGUGUGUGUAGGCAGGUACAUGCCACUGACAACUUUCUGGAGCUGAUUCUUGUCUUCUGCCUCACUUUUGUGACAGGGCCUCUUGUUGUUUCUCUAACUGGGCUGCAUAUCCAAGCCUAGCCUGCUUGAGAACAUCCCGAAUUCUCCUGUCUCCACCUCCUCCCAUCUCACUGUAGGCACGCCAGGUUACAGACACACGUGUCCACAUCCAGUGGCUUCCAGGCUUGCACAGCAAAGGCUUUCCAUGCCAACCCACUCCUUUGCCACCUUAGCAUUUUGAUGGCUGCAGGGAGAUGAGGGAGUCUCUGAUACAGCUGAGGUCUAUUAUGGAGUUUGCUCCAAGGCAAGAGAGAACCUAUACUAUUUUUCAUCAGUGUUAGGGAGUUUAUGAGUCCCCUGAAGACCAACUGCGGACUCUGAAUACCGGCGAUCUAACCAUCCUGUAACAUUAACACAUCCCUCCAACCCCUCUCCCUGACCCCUACCCCCUUACAGAGCAGUUGUAACUUCCCCCUAAACUCUGGAUUUGCUUUUACAUCGUAACUUCUAAAAAAGCAGCAGAUGCGAAAUUCCAGAGCUUAGGCUCCAGAACACUUAGCAUUGGAUACAAAUCUCGCUUCUGUCACUUAAAGGCUCAGACAUCUUAGUCACAUGUUUGGCUUCCUGAGUCUUGUUUGCAUCUGUAACACGGAGAUAACAGAUGCUGGGGAGGAAGCUCAGUGGGCACCAGUGCUUGCUGUACAGACUGGCAGACCUGGGCUUGGCUGCCUGCAUCCCAAGAGCUAGAUGCUGUAAUGCCAGAACUCCUACGGGAAGAUGGGGCACAGAGACAGGAAUUGCCUGGAAGCUUGAGGGCCACCUAGUCUGGAGUCUGCAUCAGAGUGAAAAAGAAAAAAAAAAAAGAGACCUGCUUUCAAUCAAAGGGGAAGGUACUGUUGGGAUUUUCAGCCCCAAGGAGACGACCUUGGCCAAGACGGCUCUGAUGAAAAUCUGAGUGGGACACACGGCCCAGCCCUCGCAUCAGAUGCAUCCUUUUGGUCAGAUUAUCAGGAGGAGGGAAUAGACGACAUCAUCAGAGGGGCUCAAGAGCUGGAUAACGUCAUCAAACAAGGAUACCUGGAGAAGAAAAGCAAAGAUCAUAGCUUCUUUGGGUCGGAGUGGCAGAAGCGAUGGUGUGUUAUCAGCAGAGGGCUCUUCCUCUACUAUGCUAAUGAGAAAAGCAAGCAGCCCAAAGGAACCUUCCUCAUUAAGGGAUACAACGUCCGGAUGGCCCCUCACCUGCGGAAAGACUCCAAGAAAGACUCCUGCUUUGAACUGACCUCCCAGGAUAGGCGCAGCUAUGAGUUCACAGCUUUUAGUCCAGCUGAAGCCAGAGACUGGGUGGAUCAAAUAAGUUUCUUGUUAAAAGAUCUUAGCUCCUUGACCAUUCCCUUCGAAGAGGAGGAGGAGGAGGAAGAGGAAGACAAAGAACAGGAAGAAAUGUACAAUGACAUUGAUGGCUUUGACUCCGCAAGGUCCGGCUCCCAGGGCAGAGCCAUGGCCUUGCCUGAGCCUCUGGACAAAGAGGAGGACGUUUACGAAGUCCUACCAGAUGAAGAUGAUCUAGAAGAGGAUGCAUGUGGCGCUCAUCGGCGGCGAGUGGACUAUGCCGAUUAUUACCAGGGCCUCUGGGAUUGCCAUGGUGACCAGCCAGAUGAACUGUCCUUCCAACGAGGUGACCUCAUCCGCAUUCUGAGCAAGGAGUACAACAUGUACGGCUGGUGGGUAGGAGAACUGAACAGCAUCAUUGGGAUUGUUCCAAAGGACUACCUCACCACCGCCUUUGAAAUGGAAGGAAGAUGAAGCCCAGGGGACAUAUUCUUCUCUCAAUCCUACUUUGAGGAAGAAACAGAUCAUCAGAAACUCCCACUCCCUGCUGGGGCCAUGAAUUCUUCUCUCCGCUGAAUGGAGCCAAAACUCUGCUGCUUCAUGUGACUUUAAGCCACUAAUAGACAAGUAGGAAGAGGACAGGUCAUCAAACAUGUUCCUCAAGCAGCCAGCUUCUAGCUUAUCACCCCUCCCAUGUCCUCACACCCAUAAGCCUUUUCUACAAGCCUGCUACAAAGAAGACAGCAAGGAAGGAAAUCAUGGGAGGAAGAAGUUACUGGUGGGCUGUGACUUGCAAAGCACAAAUAAAGUUUGGAUUUGUUUCUUUGCCUUGUA
Messenger RNA from Rattus norvegicus (Norway rat), 4938 nucleotides. NCBI's taxonomy places the organism in Eukaryota, Metazoa, Chordata, Mammalia, Rodentia, Muridae. The record is from RefSeq and is a predicted model, not a curated record.